AUGAUCAAUUUUCGAUAUCCUACCCUUCUUUUUCUUGCUCUUCCGCUUCCAGAGUACUUCCUAAGAGAUUCUUUGGAGAUAUUUCGAAAUUUCCUUGGGGACUCGUUAAUAAGCACGGGCUAUCGUGGUCCUCGAGUGUCGCAUCUGACCAUCGGAAUGAUUCCAGUAAAGUCAGAGGACGAUGUGCUUUGUUCUAUAGACCAUUUAAGGAAGAAUGCUCAAAGUUUUCAAAAGGCUUAUGGAAACGAACUGCUAAAAAUCGAUUUACAAGGAACCUCUUACUUUGGUAAAUCAGCAAAUGAAGCUCGGGUUUUGUACGCUGUACCUCAAGAGCAACCUGGAAAAGUGUCCGUUCAAAGAUUUUGCGAAUAUCUUCGAUCAUCCUUUGAAGAUGCAGACAUUAUCAUAAAAGACAAUCGUCCCUUGACAUUACAUUGCACACUGUUAAAUGCAAGGUACAUGAAACGAGGAAAAAAGCGCUUGAAAUACUUUGACGCAGAACCAAUAAUCGAGAAGUUUUCAGAUUAUUGUUGGGCACAAAAUAUCAACUUAACAAAAUUGUGUAUUAUGAAAACUGGCGCCGUCGGUCCGCCUGGAGAUAUGUACUACGAAGAGAUUGAUUCUAUCCCAUUAUAUUGA
Schizosaccharomyces cryophilus OY26 is the source of this 639-nucleotide messenger RNA. Its product is annotated as ASCC1 protein. The transcript has a single exon. The record is from RefSeq and is a predicted model, not a curated record. Gene Ontology annotation, cellular component: nucleus. Bases 1 to 639 code for a protein of 212 amino acids. NCBI's taxonomy places the organism in Eukaryota, Fungi, Ascomycota, Schizosaccharomycetes, Schizosaccharomycetales, Schizosaccharomycetaceae. Gene Ontology annotation, biological process: DNA alkylation repair; regulation of DNA-templated transcription.